AUGAAGCCUGAAAUAGUUAAACCAUUCGUUAUAAGAUAUCUUGCAAGACAAGGAAAGUUAAAUGAUAACCCAUCCAAAGAUCUUUUUCGCUUGAUAAUAUCAAACAAAAAGCCGGUGGAGCCAAUUUUUCCUCAGCUCACUUAUCUCUCUAUUUUUCAAGGAACAUCGAUUAACGAAGAUUGUCGAGACAUAUUAUUAUAUGUUGCAGCUGGCGGAACUACUAUGAAUACAUUUACGUGGAGAUCUUGUUCUAAUCAAACUCAUCAUGCAAAAGCAUUCUUUGAUUGGUUAUUUCGAUGUUCAAUUAAUUUGCAUAGUUUCAGACUUGAGAACCCAUUAGGUGAAAAUGACUUUGAGCUGACAUAUCAACAUACGGUUCUAAAUGUUUAUCGUCCUCAUCAAUCACUUACUUCUCUCACAAUCAACAUUCUUAACUUUUUGACUCUUGAUAUACUACUUCACUAUCUCCUCAAACUUAAAUAUCUAGAUGUACAUAUUAGCAAACCAAUUGAAGAAACAGACAUCACUGAUCAACUUCUGCCAAGGAAUCUCAAUUAUCCAAAAGAACUUCGCACACUAAAACUACGAUAUUUAAAUGUUCGAGGUAAAGGUUACUAUCGUUUUGAACAAUUAGCGGAAAAAUUUGCUGAGACGCUGGAGCAUUUUUCAUUAUCUACAUAUCACUAUUGUCGUGGUGAACCUUAUUUAAACUAUAACGGUACUCGUCUUAGCAUACUUUGUCAAAAAUUAUUGCAUCUAAGAUCGCUACAUUUUGCUAUUCAAGUUCAGUUAUGCGAAAAGUCAAACAAUCAAACGCUUACUGAAUUCACAAGAACAUUUCGUAUACCUUUUUGGCUCGAUGGACCGUUUGGCCGUAAGCGUGUAUGCGUAGACUUCCAUCAACUAUACAAUAUUGUACAGAUGUUUUCUCUUCCAUAUACUUUUAAUGGCAUCGCUCUGAUUCGCACAAUUAAUCUCAUUGAUAUGCAAUUCAAUACUAGUGAAGAAGAAGAAGAAAAAGUUCCAAUUAAUUUAUCCUUAGCACUUGAAUCUUUAUGGUGUGGAAUGGAUCAUAUAUAUAUAUAUCUGCUUGGCAGAAAAACAAAAAAGUUAUGUUCUUGGCUUCGAUUGCUACCAAACAUUAAAUGUCUAGAUGUUUAUUUAACAGAAUUGAAAUAUUGGUUCAAUACUGAUGCCAAUAAUCCACAUCUCGAUUCCUUUCUUCGACGUAUUGAACGUUUAUAUGUCGAGUGCUCAGACGUUAUUAAUGCAAAGAUGAAUGAAGAAAUCAUGGAACCACUUCUUUUGUUUCUUAUUGAUAAGCAUCGUUUUCCUCAAUUGCGAUGCUUGCGUUUCAUGAAUUGCAAGAACAUUUCAUCAGCAUGGAACAACAUUGAACAUUGGAUUGAUUUUAUUCUUACUCGUGCUAGCGAACAUCAACUCGCAUGCGUACGGUUCGAUUUUAUUGAAAAAGAACAGGAAAUAGCAGAUUUGCAUACCGGUGAUGAAACAAUUGCAAUCACUGAUCUACCGUAUACCAUUAAUAUUCAUCGUAUGUAUCGCAAUGAAUUAUCCAUAUUGAAAUCCAUCACUAGUUUGUAUUUAUCAUGCAGAACACGAUUUCGUAAUCACCAAACUGGAAACCGAUUAGACUCCAAUGGCGAUGGAGCGGCAUAUGGACACGCACUUAAUGGUGGUGCAUAUCAAGUUUGGCAUAUCAUAAAUAUUCAUAACAAUUGUGCCAGUUUAAAAAAUGAUACAACUGGCUUAUUUUUAGAUAGUGAUCAUGCAGGUGGCGUUUGUGCAUUGCCUUCGAAUAAAAGUGCCCAUCAAAUAUGUAGAUUUGAUGGUCUUCGUAUUAUAAAUGACGCAACUGGUAGAGCUUUAGAUUCAGACCACGAAGGAAAGUUUUACACGGUGAACCCAAGUAGAGAAAAUUAUCAAAAUUGA
Molecule: messenger RNA, 1950 nt
Organism: Rotaria socialis
Lineage: Eukaryota; Metazoa; Rotifera; Eurotatoria; Philodinida; Philodinidae
Source: the annotation of a GenBank genome assembly